CAUUCCCUCGUUUAAUGAUUACCGGGCCGACAGAUGUUGGGAAGACUACAUUGUGUAGAAUCCUGUGUAAUUAUGCUGUUAGAGAAGGAAGAAGUCCACUUUACAUUGAUUUGGAUAUUGGACAGGGUAGUAUAUCAAUUCCUGGAUCUAUUGGAUGUUUAUAUAUUGAAAAACCAGCAGAUAUAAUUGAUGGAUUUGAUAGAAAACCUGCUUAUGUUUACAAUUUUGGACAUAUAACACCUUCAGCCAAUUUAAAACUUUAUGAUAUGUUGGUAAAAGAAUUGGCAGUUGCGGUUAAACAAAAAGCCAAAUCUUCAUUAAAUUGUAAUUGUUCUGGUUAUAUUGUGAAUACUUGUGGUUGGGUUAAAGGAGAUGGGUAUGCCUGUAUUGUAAAUGCAGCUGAGGCAUUCGAACCAGAUGUAGUUAUUGUAUUGGAUCAUGAGAGGCUUUAUAUUGAAUUGCAGCAGGAUUUGCCGAGUUAUUUGAAGAUUUUACACCUUCCAAAAUCCGGAGGCGUAGAAAGUCGUCCACAAGAAAUGCGAAUAGCUCAUAGAAGAAAAGCUAUACACCGAUACUUUUAUGGAACAAAAUCUUUACGUUUCUCUCCAUAUUCUUUUGAAUUUUCUUAUGACAAAAUUGGAGACGAACAAGAAUUAAGCCUUUAUAAAAUUGGUGCGGAACAAAUUCCAGAUUCUUGUUUACCUAUUGGAAUGGUUGUGGAAGAUCAUAGAACACAGGUUGUUUCUGUGCCGUUUACUUCAGAACUUUUAAAUCAUGUUAUUGCACUUAUGCCACCAGAUUCAAAGAUGGACCAAACUUUAAUUCAAAAACCGUGUGUUGGAUUUUUGGUAAUUACUGGAAUUGAUACAACAAAGAAGACAAUAACUCUACUUAGUCCACAACCAUAUCCUUUACCUUCAAAAAUUGGGCUGUUAACUCAAAUUACUUUUGUGGAUGAUAACAGUUUGUAA
Molecule: messenger RNA, 971 nt
Organism: Meloidogyne enterolobii
Lineage: Eukaryota; Metazoa; Nematoda; Chromadorea; Rhabditida; Meloidogynidae
Source: the annotation of a GenBank genome assembly